GUUCGGAUAUCGUAGUCACAGUCACACGGUCAAAUCAGAUGCAUUCGAAGAGUUCGCGAUAUUAAGUUCAAAGACACGCUCGCUUCGCGUUACGUCAAACAAGCGACGAAAAAAAAGCACAACUUAUCGCAUCAAUCGCUCAAAAACAGAUCAAAUUCCAGGCGAAUUCCUCAGACAAAGCGAAAAAAUAAACAAGCCGAACUUCGUCAACUCUUUAUUCUUCUGUGUCGUGUUAUUUAAAUAAUGUGUUUACUAAUAAGCGCGAGAUAAACCGAGUGUGAAAAGUCCCCGUUGCGUCGACCGCGUCCAGUGAUAAGCGCGAAGUUGCCAAAAGAGUGCUCUUCCUCUCGGAAGAAGAAGAGGACCCCGAGUUGGUGUGUAGAAAGUGCGAGCGGCAUUUUUGGCCGCCGAAGAUGAACCUCUGCGCUCCGUAAACUUUCCCGUUUUUUUCUUUUAUCGCUGUGCAAAUAAUCGCGUCAAAAAUAACAUUCCGACCGCGGCGGUUCCUGGACGCUCUCUGCUGUUUUGACGCUCGAUCACGUGAUAGUGCAACAAUUGCUGGUGGACAAAUAUCUCCGCAGCCUCGAUUGACCCACUGGGAUUUUUAAACACAUGGUGAUCCUGGAGUUCCGGUGAGGGGGGAGCCCGGCCAUGCGCCUCGGCCUGGCUUCUCUGCUGGUCGCGCUAUUAUUAUUUUCUCCCUCCCAACCGACCUCGUCCACUUCUUCGCCCCUGGAGGAUGACGCAAACGAAGGAUUUCUGGCUCUCCACGCCGCCCCGACGCGUCUCUCCAGCACGACCAGCACCAAGCUCUUUUCCGGGAAGUCCACGUCCUCCGAGGAGGACUUCCACCGCAACGACCUGGACGCGGGCCACGGGAUCGUCUACGAGGACGACGAGAAGUACGCGCCGACGGAGGUCGUGUCGUUCACGGUGGUGGACAGGCACAGGGCCAACCUCACGAGCGACAACCUUAAGAGCGAGCCCUUGGCUAGGAAGAAGACGAUCACGGUUGGGUACCUCACGGCCGUCAAGGGGGAGUACAGGGAGAGGCAAGGGCUGGCGGUGUCGGGGGCUUUCAAAAUGGCAUUGGAUAAGGUUAACGAGGACCCAGAGCUGCUCCCCAACGUCACUCUAGUAAUGCGAUGGAACGACACUAGGGGGGAGACGGUGGCGGCAACUAAAGCUAUGACCGACAUGAUUUGUGACGGCGUUUCUGCUUUUUUUGGUCCAGAAGGUACUUGUUAUGUGGAAGCUAUAGUCGCCCAGUCAAGAAAUAUUCCAAUGAUUAGUUAUAAAUGUUCAGAUUACAAAGCUUCGCAAGUACCGACUUUCGCCAGAACGGAACCACCCGACACGCAGGUGACCAAGUCCGUCGUGUCGCUUCUAGAGUACUACAAGUGGAAAAAGUUUUCCAUAAUAUACGAGGAGGCUUGGCAGACUGUGGCCCAGUCCCUCGUCGACGAAGCCGAGAACAAAAACAUGACCAUCAACGACCAGGAAAAGGCCAAGGAUGGCUACAAAUGUUGUUCCGAAACGUUGCCUUGUUGUGGAAGCGGCUAUUGGUAUCAGUUUAUCCAAAACACAAAAAAUCGUACUAGAAUUUAUGUUUUUCUGGGGAGUUUGACUUCCUUGUUGGAUCUCAUGAUCACCAUGCAAACGGCUCAGUUGUUCGAAUACGGCGAAUACAUAGUAAUUUACGUGGACACCAACACGUACUCGGAAAAAGACGCACACCAGUACCUCUGGAAGCCGGAAGUUUUUGCAAAGUACGACAGUUGUGACAAAAAUGACUACAAUGGGUUGAUCAAACGAGGGAGAUCUUUGUUCGUGGUAGUACCCACUGCACCCACAGUGAAGUACGCCGAAUUCACGAAGGACGUCAACGCGUACAACUCCAAAGAACCGUUCAACUUUGAAACAUCAAAAAUACUUUUAUCCAAGUCGUUCGAAAAAUACGUAUCCAUCUACGCUGCAUACUUAUACGACUCCGUCAUGCUAUACGCAAAAGCUUUGGACGAACUGUUAAAGAAUCAGACAAAGUUAACCGACGACAUUAUAGACCAAAUUGCCAGCAAUGGUACCCAAAUCGUGGAAACACUCAUCAACAGGACGUACACAAGUAUCACCGGUGCUACCAUGAAGCUCGACAAAAACGGCGACUCCGAAGGCAACUUCUCGGUCCUGGCUCUCCAACGCGUCAGCAACCACCACGUCCACGGCAACUUCUCCUGCGCCUUCCAAAUGCGCCCCGUCGGCCAAUUCUUCUACCAGUCGGAAGAUUUUCCAGAGUACAAGAUCUACACCAACACCCAAAUCGUGUGGGCCGGCUCCGACAAACCCAACGAUGAACCCAGCUGCGGGUUCCUCAACGAGCUUUGCCCCAAACCCAACACCCACCUCAACAGCAUCAUCGCGGCCGGAGUCCUCGCUAUUCUCCUCUUCUGCGCCGGCGUCAUCACCAUGAGCAUCUACCGCAAGUGGAAAAUCGAGCAAGAAAUCGAGGGCUUGCUGUGGAAAAUCGACCGCAACGAAAUCCACAGCUACUUCGAACGGGAUGUAGUUUCUAGUCCUAGUCGGCUUAGUUUAGUUAGUGCAAGCGUCACUUCGUACGAGUCCAGGGGUGGCUUGCAAGUUUUUGCCACGACGGCGCAGUACAGGGGCGUCGUGGUGCGGAUUAAGGAGUUGACCUUCUCGCGGAAGAAGGAUAUUUCGAGGGACGUGAUGAAGGAGAUGAGGUUGUUGCGGGAGCUGCGCCACGAUAACAUCAACUCGUUCAUUGGGGCUUGCGUCGAACCUACUUCUUUGCUACUAGUCACUGAUUAUUGUGCCAAAGGAAGCCUAUAUGAUAUUAUAGAAAACGAAGAUAUUAAAUUGGACAAGAUGUUCAUCGCGUCGCUGGUUCAUGAUCUCAUUAAGGGCAUGCUGUAUAUCCACAAUUCCAUGCUUGUAUGUCACGGUAACUUAAAAUCGUCGAACUGCGUCGUGACUAGUCGCUGGGUUCUGCAAGUGACCGAUUUCGGGCUGGCGGAGAUGAGGCACUGCGCCGAGAACGACAGCAUCGGCGAGCACCAGUAUUACAGGAGUCUGUUUUGGAAGGCGCCCGAGAUUCUGAGGAGCCCUAGCGCCUACUCCCGAGGGACCCAAAAGGGAGACGUGUAUGCUUUUGCCAUAAUUUUGUACGAAAUUUUAGGGAGAAGAGGACCAUUCGGUACCACAGGUUACGAACCAAAAGAAAUCAUAGAUAGGGUGAAGCGGGAACCGUUGGACGGAGAGGAAUGUUUUAGACCUGAUAUAGGUCUUUUACUCGACUGUGAAAUCGGCUGUGAUGAUUACGUUAUACAAUGCAUGAAAGAUUGUUGGACUGAGAAUCCGGAGUGUAGGCCGGACUUUGCCACGAUUAGGAGUAGAUUGAAGAGGAUGAAGGACGGAAAGAGCAAGAACAUCAUGGACCAGAUGAUGGACAUGAUGGUGACCUACGCCAACAACUUGGAGGAAAUCGUAACGGAAAGAACCCGACUCUUGUACGAAGAGAAGAUGAAAACGGAAGAUUUGCUGCACCGGAUGUUGCCUAAACCGGUAGCCGAGCGACUGACCAGCGGUUUCGGAGUGGAACCCGAAUCUUUCGACUCCGUCACGAUUUACUUCAGCGACAUCGUCGGUUUUACUGCGAUGUCCGCUGAAAGCACGCCACUACAAGUAGUCAAUUUCUUAAAUGAUCUCUACACAGUAUUCGACAGGAUCAUUAAGGGUUACGACGUCUACAAAGUGGAAACGAUAGGUGACGCCUACAUGGUGGUGUCCGGCUUGCCUCUCCGUAACGAAGACAAACACGCGGGAGUAAUUGCCUCCAUGUCCUUGGAUUUGUUAGCCGCUGUGAAGAAUCAUUCCAUAUCGCACCGACCCAACGAGAUCCUGAAACUCCGAAUCGGGAUUCACACAGGACCCGUGGUGGCCGGAGUCGUGGGGUUAACCAUGCCACGUUAUUGCCUCUUCGGCGACACGGUUAACACCGCGUCCCGGAUGGAGAGCAACGGCGAACCCUUGAAAAUACAUAUCAGUUUGCCGUGCAAGGAAGCGCUGGAUAAACUCGGGGGUUACGUGGUGGAAGACCGGGGUUUGGUUAACAUGAAAGGGAAAGGCGAGGUGUUGACGUUUUGGUUGACCGGGGCGACUGAAAAAGCCAUCCAGAGGCGCGAAGUCGACCUAGGGGACAUUCCUCCGUUGUUUUGCAGACCCCGCAGAAGUCCAAAGUUAAAUAACGAUUCCAGACAGGCGUCUGUUUGCGGUGGCUUCGGACUCGGGGGGAUGAACAGCCGGCGCCACUCCAGCGUCCCCAGAGGUACGAGUAUCGAAGUGGAAAGCACAUCUACUCUCCAGAACGCGAGCCCGGUCCCUUUGCGCCACCUCAAAGUAAACCGUCAUAACUUACAUGUUCCAGAGCAGGGCUCCAAGCUGACUAUUAACACGGCAUUCGGGAGCCAAAUAAUCGAGAACUUUGACGAGUCACGUAGGGGUUUGCGACCGCGCCGCGUGUUAUCCAGCAUCGCCUCGAGCUCCGACGAGCAGAAAAAGAGCCAGAAUAUGCUUAACAAAAUUCGCGAGUCGAAGAGCUUGGACCCGCUGCCGCUGAUCAGGAACAAGCCCGAGCUCAUGGUAGACGGGGCGCCGCUCGAAGUGCGAAAGAGGUCGACGAGAUCGUUGGAAAACUGUGAUAAAUGCGGUGAAAUACAAAUCAUCGCGAUACCGGAUGAUAAGCUAAUUAAUAAUAAUUUUCCGAACGGGAAUAUUAUGCCUAUUCCGCCUGAAGAACUUAAUUACAUAGAGGACGUGCAGGUUCCGCUGCUCAACGCGACGCAGCAUCCGGCGGUGCGAAGGAGGGGCGGCAGCACGAUCGACGACACGCUGCAGAAUAACACUUCCAAGAGGUGGCACUCGUUGGAAUCGCUCCCCGCGACGUGUGACCCAGUGACUGACGUGCAGAACAAGAAGAAGACGUCGCUGAAGAGCUGGUUCGUGGGGCUGUUCAACGGGAACGGCCUAAAGGCGAGUAACACGUCUCUGAGGAAGGGCGUGAUCAACGAGUAUAAUAACUUAACAGAGAAAGAAAGUAUUGUAUAAAACAGUACAUAGAUUGUAGUGUUUUUGUUGGUAUAACUCGGUGUAGACCCGAAAUGAGCGAACCUAGUCGAAUUUAUUAUUAAAAAUAAAUGAAACAUUUACGUACGCAAACACUUUUAAUAGUUUAUUGAUGCCGCAGCCGCGGUGCAAACUUCGUAAGGAUCUGGAUAUUUUUUGCACCGGCGCGAUGCGGGAUAUAAAGAUUUAUAUUUUUUGAUGAAAGACGACUUACUUGGUAUAUUUUCUAUGCCCUUUUUGUGAGUAUACUGAAAUGCAUUUAUUCUACCUAUCGUGAUCUAUGUAACUGAAAGGUGCAAUUACGAUUUUUGCCAUAUUAAAGUUAUUAAGUUUUAGUUAAGUCUCCCAUUGUUUUUAUUUUGUAAUUGUAUCUUUCAAAAAAAAAAGGUAAGUUGUACAACUUAUAGAAACCGUAAUUGUCAAAUUAAUUCUCUUAGUGUCGUCGUAACUUGAAUUGAUUAGAAUUAAAUUUAUGUGAUAGCAUAAAGAAGUAAAAGAAACAAAAUUAUAUUAGUUUUAUCAAACAAGGAAAGAGUACACAAUUUUAAGUAUGUGAGAUAUAGUUUUAAGAAAUGUUUUAUAUGUAAACAUCUGUUACCAUUUUUGCAAAUUAUACUAAGUGUAUGUAAAUUCACGAUUAAACAAGUUCUUUAAGAAACCAUUGUGAUUAUAUUUUUAUAAAAUGUUUAAUUUUACUGCUGCCUAAGUGUUGAAAAGUAUAGUCGACGUUUCGUAUUACUUCUGUGAAUAGAAAUCGCUAGAUAAUUACGACAGCAUUUAAAUGUGAACCAAUUUGCAUAAUCUGACUGUUUUUCUCUCCGUUAGUAAAUAAAUCAAGAAUGGUACAAGUCAGACUUUUUGUGUUAGAGGCUGUGAAUAUUAUCUUCAUGUGUAAAUAUAAAUAAUGUAAGGAUCAUAUCUUUGCACUAUAGAAUUUAUAUGUGCCAUUAACUUAUAAAGUUUGUGUAUAUGAGGUACCUAAAUCUUAUGUAAAUAGAGUGUUACUGUAGGUAUUGUUUGAUAAUAUACUUAUUUAUUUAUUAA
Zophobas morio is the source of this 6183-nucleotide messenger RNA. Its product is annotated as receptor-type guanylate cyclase Gyc76C-like. Gene Ontology annotation, cellular component: plasma membrane. The transcript is spliced from 18 exons. Gene Ontology annotation, biological process: cGMP biosynthetic process; receptor guanylyl cyclase signaling pathway; protein phosphorylation. Lineage: Eukaryota; Metazoa; Arthropoda; Insecta; Coleoptera; Tenebrionidae. The coding region runs from base 652 to 5121 and encodes 1489 amino acids. Gene Ontology annotation, molecular function: peptide receptor activity; ATP binding; protein kinase activity. The record is from RefSeq and is a predicted model, not a curated record.